AUGGGUGGAGAAGAACAGUGCAUAGCCUCCAACAAUUUAGUUACUAGUCCUGAAGGGAAGACACCAUUUGACAGACCUAGCAACAGAUCAGAGCUGAAAGAUUUUAAAGAAAUGGGAAGCAGCAAAUGUCGCUUGGUGUGCUGGGACCUGAAGGAGCUAGGGUCAGCGGGGGAGACCUGCCUGCAUCUGUACCUUCUCAAAGCCACAUCCAUACAUGCAGACCUCGCCAAAAGGCUCCUGAGGUUCUACCCAAAGCUCAUCAAUGACAUCUAUAUGUGUGAUGAAUACCAUGGAGAGAGUGUACUGCAUCUGGCAAUCGUGAAUGAGGACCUUGCAAACGUGAAGUUCCUGCCGGAUUCAGGUGCAGAGUACCACGAGCAUUGUGUUGGUAACUUUAUGUGCCCAGAGGAUCAGAAAAGUUCCCGUCCAGACUCACUUGAUCAUGAAUAUGUCAAUCUGUCUCCUGAAACCAACUACGAGGGUUAUGUAUACUGGGGAGAAUACCCUCUGUCUUUUGCUGCAUGUUUGGGCCAAGAAGAAUGUUACAGGCUGAUGUUGGCCAGGGGUGCCAAUCCUAAUAAUCAGGACACAAAUGGAAAUACUGUACUCCACAUGUUGGUCAUAUAUGAAAAACUGUCAACUUUUGACAUGGCCUAUAAGGUUGGUGCGUCUCUAGCAGUGCGUAACUUGCAGAACCUCACACCACUCACCCUGUCUGCCAAGCUUGCACGAAUAGAGAUAUUCUUCCACAUCCUCAACAUUGAGCGAGAGAUAUAUUGGCAGAUAGGAAAUAUUACUUGUGCUGCAAACCCACUAGAACAAAUUGAUACUAUUGAUAUUGAAACAGGGAACAUCAGCAAGAACUCAGCACUAAACCUGGUUGUGUUUGGGGAUAAAGACGAACAUUUAGAACUGAUGGAUGGCAUGCUUGUGGAUCUUCUUAAUGCCAAAUGGAAUGCAUUUGGCAAAUUCAGGUUCUACCGACAGUUCUUCUUGUUUCUCUUCUACUUUCUAAUUUCUCUGGUUUGCUUUACCCUCAGGCCUGGUCCACCUCCAAAGCAAGCAGCUACAUCUCCACCCCUCAAUAGUACUGGCUCAAAUGUCACUACUCCUAUCCCACUGAGCAACAGUUCAACUUUUUCUCACAUGUCAUCACAGUUAAGAUUAUCAGAUAUUUCAAACAAAGCAGCUGAAGAUGAUGAUGAUGACGAUGACUGGUGGGAAGACCUUAUAGAGGAGUGUCGACUGAUACAGUUUGGGUCCCUGAAAGUGAAGAUUCGAGUUAUCUGUGAGUUAUGCAUGGAGAUUGGUUCCGUGCUAUAUAUUCUGGCAGCUCUAUGGGAGGCAUGCUUUCUUGGUCUCAACAUGUUCAUCGACAACUUCAUGACAGCACCAUCACGUGUUAUGUUCCUGUGCUCCUGUGUUCUGAUGCUCUUCAUGCAACUCCUCAGAUCCUCCUGCCUCACCGAGAUUGAGGAUGUAGUUGCUGUUUUCAUCAUGCUGACAACAGCACCAUACUUCCUCUUCUUCUGCAGGGGCUUCAAAACAGUUCGACCAUUUGUGGAGAUGAUAUACCGCAUGAUUAUGGGUGACCUCCUGCGGUUUGUGUCAAUUUAUCUUGUGUUUGUCAUGGGAUUUUCACAGUCGUACUACAUUAUCUUCCUGUCAUUUGACAACCCAAACACGCCAGAGGGAGUGGAUGAUUCGGUGUCCAACCCUGUCCAUCCAACAGAAUCUGUGCUGGCCAUGUGCCUCAUGUCAGUGACAAGCUUUGGUGACUACUAUGGCGCCUUUGAGUAGACAGAACACGAAUUUGAAGUGAAGCUCCUUUUUGUGGUUUACAUGGGCAUUGUGGCCAUCUUGCUGGUGAACAUGUUGAUAGCUAUGAUGGGCACCACAUAUCAGAAGAUUGCUGAAACCCGCAAUGAGUGGCAGAGACAGUGGGCCCACAUUGUGCUGGUUGUAGAGCAAGGUGUCAGUCCAGCACAGAGACUCAAGAAGCUCAUGGAUUACUCCCAGCCAUUGUCUGAUGGGCGCCGAGCCCUUGUGCUGAGACUCAAUUAGUCGGAGGAAGACAAGGAAGAAAUGAAGGAGAUCCUUAUGAAGAGGGUACAUCAGCACAUUGUCAAGAGAAGGAAGCAGGGCUGUAGCAAGAUACUUUCAUCAAUUCCCAGUCUGAAGAGGCUCAUGCUAUAAUCAAGAUUCAUAACUGAAAAAUUAUUCCUCAAACAAUUUGUAAUU
Messenger RNA from Cryptotermes secundus, 2241 nucleotides. RefSeq names its product transient receptor potential cation channel subfamily V member 1-like. Gene Ontology annotation, molecular function: protein binding; calcium channel activity. Gene Ontology annotation, cellular component: membrane. Lineage: Eukaryota; Metazoa; Arthropoda; Insecta; Blattodea; Kalotermitidae. The record is from RefSeq and is a predicted model, not a curated record. Gene Ontology annotation, biological process: calcium ion import across plasma membrane.